AUGGUGGUCCAAUUAUCCGAAGUGUUUUUAAAAGACCCACAAUCCUUUCUUCAAAAAAUCCAAGAUGCCUCGUUGUCAAACCCAGGAAAACCUGAUCUCCAAGGAAGUUUAGGUAUUGAGGAGGCAAUUUCUGAUUUGUUUUUACAUAAGGAUGAGUUAGAAAAAGGAAUGGUACAAGAUACAAAUUUUGGACAUGAAUUUUUUGCAGGUGCCAUCAAAAUGAAUGAUCAAUAUUGGCGGGGAUGUCGCUACGUUCUCAAUUACAGCGAAGAUGAAUCUUAUGUGGAUGAGAGUAAAAUAGCACUUGAUGAACGGUAUUCUUUAUUUGUAACUAAUAUUCCUGGCGAACAGAUUCCAAACCAAUCUAAUUAUUUGGAAACGAAAGAAGAAAAUGAGGUAUUUAAAGAACUGACCAUGAAAUAUUCAAACAGAACGUUAGAGAAAGGAGAUUUUGGCUUUUGUGUAAAAUGUUACGGCGGAAUGGAAACUCGAAUUCGUGUUUGUCAGGCUGUUGACAUGUUAGGCAUGUACGAAGAGCCGAGUGAAUAUUCUGAUGGGCUUCCUAUUCUUCAUUUGAUCACAUUUCAAGACUAUAAGCAACCUUUCACUACGUAUCCGUCUGAGGAAGAGGCUAAACAACUACAAUCAAAGUUGCUUACUCAAUUUAACAAAGUAUUGGGAGACAAUGUGGCAUCCAAGUCCUUGCUGCUUUGCUUGCUUUCAAAUGUCGUUCAUAGGGCAGACAGCUUCAUCGUUGGAUCUUUUAGCCUGAAUUUGACCAAUUGCACACCAGUCUGUGCAUUUAGGAUAAUUAGCCUGUUGAAAGAUUUGACAAACAGAACAGUCGUACAAAAAGUAAACGUGCACGAACUAAACAAGGAGCCGCUAUAUCCUCGAAGUGAUGGAGAUACUUUAUCAAUUGGUCGCUUGCAAUUGACGCCAGGAACGUUACUGAUUUUGGAUGAAACCGAACUUUCGAGUGGCACCUUGAAUGAUACAGGCGUUCGUAAUGUCGCAUUUUUAUCCUUUCUCCUUUCUCAACAAGAAAUUACGUUUGCGUAUCCAUUUAGUAGCUAUAACAUACAGACGGACGUGCGAAUCGUUGUUUUAAGCCAUGGAAAGUCAAUCUUGCCUGUUAAUGUUGUAUAUGCAAGCAAAUUCGACGAGUCAUCAAUGUCAAGCGAGACAUCUCUACCAUCAGACGAAUCGGAAGCAUUGUCAAAUUAUCUCAAAUUAUGGACUCGUGCUACUGACAUACCAUAUGAUAUGUUAGAGUUCAUUCAAUCAAACUAUGUUGGUUCGAGGCGAAAUGGUUCUCAAACAAAUGAAAAAGUACUUUCUAUUGAGAUCAAUUGCUCUCGCCUUUAUGCAAAAAGUUUAGCCAGCAAACUGGUUUCGAGGGAGCAUUUUGAAGAAGCAUCUCGCUUGGUGGAACAAUGGACAAUUCCUUGA
Schizosaccharomyces cryophilus OY26 is the source of this 1452-nucleotide messenger RNA. RefSeq names its product MCM binding protein. Gene Ontology annotation, molecular function: chromatin binding. The record is from RefSeq and is a predicted model, not a curated record. Bases 1 to 1452 code for a protein of 483 amino acids. The transcript is spliced from 2 exons. Gene Ontology annotation, biological process: DNA-templated DNA replication. Lineage: Eukaryota; Fungi; Ascomycota; Schizosaccharomycetes; Schizosaccharomycetales; Schizosaccharomycetaceae.